GCAGGCUGGCUAAUGGGGUGAGCGGAGAGGCGGAGAAGCAGGAGGGGAGCCGAGCCGAGCGCGGAGAGUAGCCCUCGGGAAGAAGGGGGCUGAGGGGGAAAAGUGCCUGUGCUACGGCAUGCUGCAGACACCCCUCGCUCGCUCGUUCGCCUGGCUUCCCUCCUCCCGCCGUCUCCUCGGCGCUCGCUCGCUCUCCCUCGCUCUCGCCCUCUCUCCAGUCUAGCUUGACGCAGGCGGCAGCUCGCGAUCGCCCUUUGCAAGCCCGCCGUCGGUGAAGCUGGGGCGCCGGUGGGGCGCCGCCGAACCAGGAUGGUGGGGCUUCUCCUUCCCUUCGCCUAGCUCCGCCGAAACGACGCGAAGGGAAGCGGCAGCGGAUCCUUCGCCGAGUCAGGCUGGAGGCGUGCGUUGAAGGGCGAACGGGAUCUGCUGGCGGCGGCGGCGGCGGCAGCAGGUCGCUCGGAGCAGCGAUUGGCAAAGUUGGCUUGAAGUGGGACAAGCGGCAGGCGGCGGCGGCGGCGGCUACUCGGCGGGGCGGGGGGCAAAGUUGCGACGAGAGGAGCGGGGGGCGCAGGCAGGAGCCCCAGGGAGGAGGAGGAGGAGGAGGUGGUGGAGGAGGAAGAGGUGGAGGUUGAGGAUGGGGACGCUGCGGGAUUUACAAUAUGCCUUGCAAGAAAAGAUCGAGGAGCUCCGGCAGCGAGAUGCGCUCAUCGACGAGCUGGAACUGGAGCUGGAUCAGAAGGACGAGCUGAUCCAGAAGCUGCAGAACGAGCUGGACAAGUACCGCUCCGUGAUCCGGCCCGCCACCCAACAGGCGCAUCAGCAAAGCUCCGGCACCUUGCAGGGCGAGCAGAGGACCAAGAGGCAGGCCAUUUCCGCCGAGCCCACGGCUUUUGACAUCCAGGACCUCAGCCAUGUCACCCUGCCUUUCUACCCCAAGAGCCCACAGUCAAAGGACCUAAUAAAGGAAGCUAUCCUUGACAAUGACUUCAUGAAGAACCUGGAAUUAUCUCAGAUCCAGGAAAUUGUGGAUUGUAUGUAUCCAGUGGAAUAUGGCAAGGACAGUUGUAUCAUCAAAGAAGGAGAUGUUGGCUCACUGGUGUAUGUCAUGGAAGAUGGAAAGGUUGAGGUUACAAAAGAAGGAGUAAAGCUGUGCACUAUGGGGCCUGGGAAGGUGUUUGGAGAACUGGCUAUCCUAUACAACUGCACCCGGACAGCUACUGUCAAAACUCUCGUAAAUGUGAAACUUUGGGCUAUUGAUCGGCAAUGUUUCCAAACAAUAAUGAUGAGGACUGGCCUUAUCAAGCAUACAGAGUAUAUGGAAUUUUUAAAAAGCGUUCCAACAUUCCAGAGCCUCCCUGAAGAGAUCCUUAGUAAACUUGCUGAUGUUCUUGAAGAGACACACUAUGAAAAUGGAGAGCACAUUAUCAGGCAAGGUGCUCGGGGAGAUACUUUCUUCAUAAUCAGCAAAGGAAAGGUAAAUGUCACUCGUGAAGAUUCACCUGGGGAAGAUCCUAUAUUUCUUCGUACUCUAGGAAAAGGAGAUUGGUUUGGGGAAAAAGCACUCCAGGGGGAAGAUGUCAGAACGGCUAACGUUAUUAGUGCAGAACCCGUGACCUGUCUUGUCAUCGACAGAGACUCUUUCAAACAUUUGAUUGGAGGCCUGGAUGAUGUUUCCAAUAAAGCAUAUGAGGAUGCUGAAGCAAAAGCAAAAUACGAAGCCGAAGCUGCCUUCUUCGCCAACCUGAAGCUGUCUGACUUCAACAUCAUUGACACUCUUGGAGUUGGAGGUUUUGGCAGAGUUGAACUGGUGCAGUUGAAAAGUGAUGAAUCAAAAACCUUUGCAAUGAAGAUACUAAAGAAACGUCACAUAGUAGACACGAGACAGCAAGAACAUAUACGCUCAGAAAAACAGAUCAUGCAAGGCGCUCACUCAGAUUUUAUUGUGAGGCUAUAUAGGACAUUUAAGGACAGCAAGUAUUUAUAUAUGUUGAUGGAAGCCUGUUUAGGUGGAGAGCUUUGGACAAUUCUCAGGGACAGAGGUUCAUUUGAAGAUUCUACAACCAGAUUUUAUACAGCUUGUGUGGUAGAAGCUUUUGCCUAUUUGCAUUCCAAAGGAAUCAUUUAUAGGGACCUCAAGCCAGAAAACCUCAUCCUAGAUCACCGAGGUUAUGCCAAAUUGGUCGAUUUUGGUUUUGCAAAAAAAAUAGGAUUUGGAAAGAAAACAUGGACUUUUUGUGGAACUCCAGAGUACGUAGCCCCAGAGAUCAUUCUGAACAAAGGUCACGAUAUUUCAGCAGACUACUGGUCACUGGGAAUCUUAAUGUAUGAGCUCUUGACUGGCAGUCCACCUUUCUCAGGCCCAGAUCCCAUGAAAACAUAUAACAUCAUACUAAGGGGGAUUGACAUGAUUGAAUUUCCAAAGAAGAUUGCCAAAAAUGCUGCUAAUUUAACUAAAAAACUAUGCAGGGACAACCCAUCAGAAAGAUUAGGUAACUUGAAAAAUGGUGUCAAGGAUAUUCAAAAGCACAAGUGGUUUGAAGGCUUUAACUGGGAAGGUUUAAGAAAAGGUACAUUGACACCUCCUAUUGUACCAAGUGUUGCAUCUCCAACUGAUACAAGCAAUUUUGAUAGCUUCCCUGAGGACAACGAUGAACCACCACCUGAUGACAACUCAGGAUGGGACAUAGACUUUUAAUGUUUUUCUCUUACCUGCUUCUGCCUUGCUGAAGACAGCUUCCUGAGACAUGGCUGCCAGCAGACCUGAAAGAUUUGGGAAGGAUUCAUGCUCGGGGUCACCAUGAUGCCUUGAUUGAUGCUGCUACAGUAAUUACAGUGGCAUUAGGACUUCUUGUUUAGAUGACAAUAGUGCUCUUCACAUGUUUUCUGUUUGAAUUUAACACAGCAGUUGACAUGGUGGUCCUGAAGCAAAACUUUUUUCACCAAUAAUUUACAUGUGUUUUCUAUCAUGGUACCGAACAUGCUAUGCCUCCAUUACGAUUUGAAAGUUCAUAGAAUAAGAUGCACAUAAUUCUAGCUGUUAAGUUCAUUUUCUUUAUUGAUAAAUAUAUUCCAAGCUGUUUAAGUACUGUAGCCGAUUCUAUGCCUGUAGAAUCAAUGGUACAGUAGCUGGGGUAAUCCCCCAAACUGCAGGUUGAGUGCAUUGAGCCUCUUAAAGAAGGCCAAUGUGUUAAACUAAGGAGGACCAGAAAAAAAUGGAGCUCAUGUCAAAGCAGUGCUAUAAUUUGUCUUUCUUUUCAAGCAGUAUACAAGACAAGAAUGAAUGUUACCUUUCUCCAUUUUUAGUUCUGACACGCUUUUCUUCCCAAUUGAUAACAGAAGCACAACUGCUACACUUCCUGCUAAACUGUUAAGCAAGUAUGGGUCAAUCAAUCCUCAAAUCAUAUGUCUGAGAACUUACUUUUUAUCGUUUCUUUUGUGGAUUACAGAUACGUAAGAGCAUGUGAAAAAUGUUCAUAAAACUAUUCGUUUUACGUAUAUAUCAUAACCAUCUUUUAAAAGAAAAAGAAAGAAUGCUUAUUUCAGAGGUCCUACAAAACAAAAUAUUAACCAACUGUAGAUAUUAGGCCUUUACAAUUAUUCUAAAAUAACAAUCACACUGAGAGCCCCUUGAAGUUGCAAAAUCCACUGCAUUAUUAUAUAGGUGCUAUGUACAUCUUUCAUCUGUGAAAGAAAACAAACUUCCACACUCGUUUUUCAGAGAAAAAAAAAGAUGUAGCAAGAAAUUUCACUGUCAGUUAGAACUGUAUGAGUGGGUGUAUUCCUAUGCACACUCAUACAUGGGUGAUAUAUAUAUAUACAUAUUUUUAAUGCUACUAUGCGAUACUGCCCUCGCUUUGUUUUCUUUUCCAUUUUCCAAGAUCCCACAAGUAUUUUAUUUAUUCCCCCCCAAAGAUAAUUAGUCAAUCUUUCCUUGUAAAAUAUAACUCCUACAGAUCAGUCUACAAACAUGGAACAAUGUAAUUGAAAUGGGAUGCUUCAAAUAUGCCUUUCCUUUCAAAAGGAGGAUUAAAUUCACCUUUAAAUAUGUCUGUUGAAGUGGACAAGUCUUUAAAUGAGUCCAUCUAAAUGAUGAAUUACAUCUACCAGUUAUGAAUCUUUUAAUAGUCAGUGCUACAAAGUAAUUUGUCCAUACUUGUUAGGGGAAUUCAACAUGUUCAGAGGACAGAAAUGUCAGAAAGGCUAUUACAGAUAACAAUUUUCGAGGCAAUUCCAGCCAAGACUUCCAUGUAUCAGUACGACUUCGUUAGCAUUUGUCAAUACACUGCUGAAGUGGUCUUGCAUCUGCGACAGCUUCUUAAAUGAGUUCCACAAGGAGAAAACCAACAGCCACAUUUACAGAAUGUCCGUUUCCUUUGGAAUUCUCUCCAGAGUUUAACGACUUACUCUUUCCUCUGAAUCCAGAAAUAAAUUUACACCUCUAGAUUUGUCACCAUGCAUUAAUUUAGCUUGCUUCCCAUUAUCUUUUCCCCCUAUGUUGCCUAAUACCAUUCUGUUUAUUUACUUUGCCCUAUUCAGCAUUUGAAGUCCUAUUAAUGGGGACCAGAUUCAGGCUAAUAUGGUUAUUACCAUAUAUAGGCUAUAAUGCUAUUACAUUUUACUGGAAAUAAAUUCCAUUGAACUUAAUGAUGGUCACAUCCGAUUAGACACGUGCAAGUUUAUUUUUUUUUCUUUUCCUCUGAAAUUUAUGAAAUAUGAAUCAUGACUAGCUUGUACCACAAUUUUCAAUGAUACCAAAAUUUAGUUAUUUUAGUUAUUUUACAAUGCAGUGCAGCAUGUGCUUAGACAGAAGUAAGACCUACCUUACUCAACAGAACUUAUUCUGAAAUAGGUAUAUAUAGGAUUGUUACCUUAGUCUGGUUCUAAUCCAGUUUGCAUAACUUAGAAUUUCCCUGUUGUUGAACAGGGAUUGUAAAAUGAACUUGAAGCGAAACACUGGCUGUUGAAUACAUUGCACUGGUUUAGCAUUAUAUCUAAAAUUGUCAAAAAGUUCAUUUUCCUCAUAAUUGAUGGUUAGAGAUUAGCCCCAAAACAUCCAUAAAUGAAGCUCAUUGGCUACUUCCAAUUUAUCACCCAGUUAUUUCAGUGGGGGGAAAAAAGCUUUCUAAUCUAAUACAUUUGAAGACAACAUAGAAAUUUUGAAGGAUAAAAAACAAAAAGAGAUGAUAAUCUCUUCAUAAUAUUCUCAUAUAUUUUAUACAAACUUGUGGCUUCUUUUUAAGAUAUUUAGUUUUGGAAAAAAAAUACUGUAGUGUUUGUCUGUUCCUAGUGAUGGCUUCCACCAAAAAUAAUAAUAAAAGAACCAGCAUCAACCAGGACUGGUACAAUAUAAUAAAAUUGUCCUGGAAAUAGCAUUCUGCUUCCAAUAGACAUAGGAUCAUGAGUAGAAAUCCUUGAUAUGGCAUUUAACAUCCAAUCACAUGUACAUCAAUCAGCUUUACUAUAAUGGUUCAAGCUUCCAAACCUUAGUAAAGGUAAAUCUUUUUAAUUGAGCUUAGUUACUGGGAAGAGCAAGCAAUAGGCCACUGUAAUUUUCUGGGAUAUACAUACAUAUAUAUAUAUAUAUAUAU
This is a messenger RNA of Ahaetulla prasina, 5588 nucleotides long. It is a transcript of the gene PRKG1, whose product is annotated as protein kinase cGMP-dependent 1. Lineage: Eukaryota; Metazoa; Chordata; Lepidosauria; Squamata; Colubridae. The record is from RefSeq and is a predicted model, not a curated record. Bases 635 to 2695 code for a protein of 686 amino acids. Gene Ontology annotation, biological process: protein phosphorylation. The transcript has 18 exons. Gene Ontology annotation, molecular function: ATP binding; cGMP-dependent protein kinase activity.